AUGCCAGCUUCGAUCGCCCCGGAACUUCAAUCUGAUGGUAAGCCGAUGAUCGAUGGGCGCAAGUUGCCACGAAAGCAUCAACAGCAAGAUCAGAACAAACAGAGCGGUGCACAGAUAGGACGUAAUGCACGAAGUUUGAAUAAUAACAGCAAGUGGCAGAACUCUAAUCAGCUACAGUGCCUCGUAAUAGCCAGAACCGACUCUCAUGGUCAGAACUAUGCCCGAGAAGAUGGAGAACGACGACUUCUGAAGUCACUACCAAAUGGCCCUGCUCAGACAGGAGAAAGCUCUGCGAUUCCAUUCUAUCCAGCCUAUACUCAUAAUGCUUCCCCAACCUACUUCAAGUGGGUCAAUCUGACCGCUCAUCAGAUACAUACCGAGCUGAAAAGAAAGGAAGGUUUCACGCACACCUGGCAAGCUAGUAGAGAUGGAUACAGUCGCGAUCCUGCUCAGCUAUUAUUCUACCUCAACCAUCCUAUUCAAUUCGUUCAGGUGGUUGGCAUUGUCGUCAGCCUGGAGGAGUGGUUCGAACGAUUUUGGCUCUUUACCAUAGAUGAUAGCAGUGGCUCGACCAUUGAUGUUAGGUGCCAAAAGCCUCAGAAAAGCGGGCCAGAGCAGAAGGAAGUGGACGUGAAAGAGGAUGAUUGUGAAAAAGGGGAAAUGGAGCAGGUAGCCAAGCUCUCGGACGAAGUAAGGUGCAAGGUGCAGAUCGGUGCUGUACUCCAGAUAAAAGGUACUAUAACCUUGUUCCAGCGCAGCAGAGAAGUGAGGGGUAUCAUGGCAACUAGAACCUCAGCGAACGAUCAGGUCAAAGUACAGGCACAAGAACCACCAACGCGGCAGAUUGCACUCGCAAGAGUCACAAGUUUACACGAUACGAGUCAGGAGAUAGCGCUCAUCGAAGCACGCACGAGAUUCUACAGAGAUGUGCUUAGUAAACAAUGGCAACUGACCAAGAGAGACCAGCAAAAGCUGCAUCGGAGGGCUAUGGGGGAAGCCGAACACGAUAGAAAACGCACUAAGAAGCAUGCGGCGACGUUUAGUGGAAGCCGCCAGCAAGAGAAGCAUGACAAGCAGUGCAUUGUUGAGCAGUACGAAGAAGAGGAGCAACUUAGGCAGACAAAGGCCGACAAGGCACAGCAAGCAGGAAAAGCUCUUAAAGUAGAGCAAACAAGUACAAUCAGUACAUCGAGUCGGAUCACUGACCCGGAAAAUUCGGUGACGGGGUUCGUUGAUAAAGAAGACAGCGUAAUAGAAGUCGUCAAGCCUACCCAGCCAAAGAAGAAGCGGCGGAAGACGAACAAAUCUACGACACAGCAUGCUGCUGUUUCGGUAGUCGACCAUGACACCUCGAUGAGCUUCAAUAUCGAUGAUGAGGAGAGAUCUGCACUGCUUCGAGCAGCUUUCGGCUGA
Lithohypha guttulata is the source of this 1413-nucleotide messenger RNA. RefSeq lists its product as uncharacterized. The transcript has a single exon. The record is from RefSeq and is a predicted model, not a curated record. Bases 1 to 1413 code for a protein of 470 amino acids. Lineage: Eukaryota; Fungi; Ascomycota; Eurotiomycetes; Chaetothyriales; Trichomeriaceae.